AAACCCAGAGUACUAAACGUGCAAAUUUAUUAAAAAAAAUUGCAAAGUUGAAAGAUAGAGAGAUACCAUAUCUCUAAUUCAAUUUCUAAGGAUGCGUAUUCCCUCUUCGCCGUAGCUCGAGUAUUUCUAGACGGUGAGAUUCCAAUCAAAUGCCGCUUGGUCUAAGAUGCUCGGAAAUCAAAAUAAUGAUUCUGAAGCCUCUCUCAUUUCCAUCGAAUUUAAGGUACGCUACUAAAGCCCAGCUUCCCCUUAUCUGUCGACUCUUCUUCAGCACUAACCCCACCUCUGUCGACCAAGAUGUGGAGGUCGUUUAUCGCAUCAUCACUAGCUCAUCCUCUCCUGAAGACCUAAAACAAUCUAUAAAUUCAAGUGGGAUUUUUCUCAAUAACGAUUUGAUCGAUGAAGUUCUCAAAAGGUUCAGGUUUGGUCAUGGGAACCCCUUGCAAGCACUUGAGCUCUUUAAAUUCACUGCCAAUAGAAAAGGGUUUUAUCACACUCCGAAUUCUUUAGAUACCAUGCUUUAUAUAUUGGGAAGGAGUCGUCAAUUUGAUCAUAUUUGGGAUGUUUUGAUUAAAAUGAAGAGGAAAGACCCGUCUUUGAUUUCCUCACGAACUAUGCAAGUGGUUUUGGGUAGAAUUGCUAAGGUAUGCUCUGUUAGGCAGACUGUGGAAUCUUUUAGAAGGUUCAAGAAGUUGGUUCCUGUGUUUGAUACCAUUUCUUUCAAUGCACUGUUGAGGACCUUGUGUCAAGAGAAGAGCAUGGCUGAUGCUAGAAAUGUGUAUCACACAUUGAAGAAAGAGUUUAGGCCUAAUUUACAGACUUUUAAUAUACUUUUAUCAGGUUGGAAAUCAUCAGAGGAAGCAGAGUCAUUCUUUGAGGAAAUGAAGGAAUUGGGUGUCAAGCCUGAUGUUGUCUCUUAUAAUUCUUUGAUUGAUGUCUAUUGUAAGGGAAGGGAGAUGGAGAAGGCCUACAAGGUGCUUGAGAAAAUGAGAGAGGAGGAUAUAUCAUCAGAUGUGAUAACAUAUACUAGCAUCAUUGGAGGGUUGGGAUUGAUAGGUCAACCUGAUAAAGCUAGAGAUGUAUUAAAGGAAAUGAAGGAGUAUGGAUGCCACCCAGAUGUUGCAGCAUAUAAUGCUGCUAUUAGGAAUUAUUGUAUUGCGAGGAGGCUUGGUGAUGCUUCAAGUUUGAUGGAGGAGAUGGUGAGCCAGGGUUUCAGUCCAAAUGCUACUACUUACAAUUUGUUCUUUAGGGUAUUUUAUUGGUCAAAUGACUUGAGAAGGUCGUGGAGUUUGUAUAGACAGAUGAUAGAUGCUGUGUGCUUGCCUAAUACACAGUCUUGUAUGUUUUUAGUUAGGUUGUUCAAGAAGCAUGAAAAGGUGGAUCUAGCUCUAUUGCUUUGGAAUGACAUGGUGGAGAAGGGUUUUGGUUCUUAUACUUUGGUGUCUGAUGUGUUGUUUGAUUUACUUUGUGAUUUGGGGAGGUUGGCAGAAGCGGAGAAGUGUUUCUUGCAGAUGAUUGAGAAAGGGCAGAAACCAAGCAAUGUUGCUUUCAGGAGGAUCAAAGUUCUCAUGGAAUUGGCAAACAAGCAUGACGCACUCCAAAACUUAUCAGAGAAGAUGGCUAUUUUUGGGUCUUCAAUUCAAGUUCCCAAAGGAGAGGAACACGUUAAUAGGACAUUAUGUUAUAGACUCUCUUAAUUGUGGAGUGGAGCUCUGACUGGCCAUUGCAUGGAACAACUUUAUUGUUGCAGCGCACAAUUCAAGGGAGGACAGGAGUGUUCUUUGGUUGCUCUUUCUGUUGACUGAUACCGAAAAUUUCUUGCAUGGAAUUGGAGGAAGUGCAUUCUGAGGCGCACUAGACGGUCUGCAUGAAAUUAAUUUUUGUCAUUUAUGUUCUGCUUCUGCAUGGAAAACAUGCAUGAGAACUCAUCAGAUAACUUUUAGCAUCAGUGAACAUCCAAUUUUCUUGUUUGCUUCUUGAUCAUGCAAAUGAGGAUUUUAGCCACCUUUGAUUCUCAAGUCAUGCACUGAAUUAUGAGGAAGUUGGAGAAUUUUUCCUAUCUGCCAUUGUACAAGUGAUGUCUUAAGUAGCUAGCAUUUGUUUGGAAGACAAAACUUUAUUUCAUUAGCCUCCAACUAUUUAGUAACUAUUUAUUUUACUUAUAGCACAAUUCAUCAUAGCAACUCA
Messenger RNA from Manihot esculenta (cassava), 2187 nucleotides. RefSeq names its product putative pentatricopeptide repeat-containing protein At1g02420. The record is from RefSeq and is a predicted model, not a curated record. The transcript has a single exon. Lineage: Eukaryota; Viridiplantae; Streptophyta; Magnoliopsida; Malpighiales; Euphorbiaceae. Gene Ontology annotation, molecular function: protein binding. The coding region runs from base 150 to 1697 and encodes 515 amino acids.